Molecule: messenger RNA, 5487 nt
Organism: Linepithema humile (Argentine ant)
Lineage: Eukaryota; Metazoa; Arthropoda; Insecta; Hymenoptera; Formicidae
Molecular function (GO): protein binding
Source: RefSeq, a predicted model, not a curated record
UCAGCGACGGGUUCUCCUCGUGUGAGCGCCGCGAGCGCGAUCCGCCCGAGAGCACGAGAGACGAUCCCGGGUAUUUUGAGAUACGCGCGCGGAGAUCGAAUAUGUCAAGCGAAUCCGCGAGUACGCGCCAUGCGGCCCGAAGAUCUUUCCGCUGACGAUCUCCCGAAUUCUCCUCCGCAGAUCGAUGGUGCGCCCAUCGCAUCUGUCUCUACAAAUGCAACCUCGACACGUUUAAUAUGUCGAUCUCGUCUAAUUACUAGGACGAAGAUAAUUCAUUAGAACUCAUUUCUCUGAGAAGACAAAAUAUAAAUCAAUUAAUUAAUGCAAUUAUAUUGUGAGUUGGACUGAUUUAAUCAACGACUAAUCGUUCAAUUAGACUGAUUUAAUUCGGAAGAAUCUUUACAGGGGAUAACUUGACGUACAUGUAAAUUUUUAUUGACUGAAGCGGCACGUUUUCGGUGAAGCGAUUAUUCAUGUCACUUGAUUGAAUAAAGAAGGAUUUUCCUUACACAUUUCGUAAAUCUUUGUAAAUCAUAAAUACUUCAUGAAACUGUGACGCAUCGCAAAUUGCAACGGAACAAAAUAAACAAACAACGAUUCUACCGUCGUUCAUGACCACAGAUCGAUAGAAAUCGAUCGAUAGAAUUGAUCAGGAAUUCGAAGAAUUCGUGCAUGUAAAAAAGUUAACAACCUCGAUAAUUUCGAGAUCCAAUUCCGACGAUGAUCAAGGAUGUCAUCUGAGAGGAAAAAAAAAUAAUUACCGUUAAUAAAGUGGACUAACACAAUCUUGAUCACGACGGAUCAAUAAUUCGCGUAUAUAAACGUUCCCAAGCAACGUAUAAAUUUGUCGUGAAAUCGACUCGUUCGACAACAUUCUGGAAUUAUCGAGGUAUCGCCGUAAUACCGUGCGGCGCGGAACUGCAAAAGGUACUCGAUUAAAGAAUCGAUUGCGGGAAGAAAAACUUGAAUCGAAGUUUAUAGGUUUAUAGAACAGUGAUAAGGAAGAAAGUGUUGUGUAUACAUUGUUUAAUGAAAGCGCCUCAUUAGAGCAGAAUCAACGAGGGAUAAAAAUACGUAUACACUGAUUAAAAAUUAAUUAUGUUUGAAUAAAAUUUGAAUAAUGCCAUUUACGCCAUAGAGAUAAUAUUGCAUGUACUUUAUGUAACAAAAGCGUGCCUUUAUUUUUACGCUGGAUUACAAAGCCUCUUCCAAUGAAGAAAUAAAUGAUUAUACAAACACAGAUCUGACGUUUUACAUUAAUACAUAUGCGAGUUUACAAAAUACUAUAUAUAAAAAUAAGGGAGAAUAAUUUAAUUCCUUUAUUACAGAACACUUUCGAAUCGAAGCGGGCUAUAAAAAUUCCGCUUCACCGUUUACUGAAAUAUAAUAAAAUAGAAACUUCAAUUAAUGCACAGGAAGAGCAGUAGCCAUUAAAUAUCGGAUUUCUACGAGUGUGUGUGAUUAUAGUGUGGUCGAUUUAUUCGAUUUUAACAGCCAGACAGGAAACAUGAACGGAUUACCGAUAAUAACCGUGUUAAUGCGCAAAAUUGAGAAAAAUCUAUGAAAAUAAAUCUAAUUCGUAAGAUUUAUUCCGCGAAUCGAUUUUAACAGCGGGUGGGAAUAUGAAUUAAAAGCGAGAUCGAAAGAAAUGCGGUCAGCCAUAAAUCUUGCAAGGACGAUUUGACUGCGGAUGCCAACACCGUUACCAUAAUUGUGUCAACAAUCACGUGUCUAUAAUUCAGCACCAACAAGUGUCAUGUAAAUGAUAUCGAUCGGUCUACAUUCGACGAAAUUCGCAUGCGGAUCCUGUUAAAGAAGACCGCAAAUAAAUCCGCAAAGGUAUUCAUAAAUGUUCCAAUUAAACGGCCGCUAUGAAUCAGAGCGCAAAAUAGAAGAGUAAUCAAUUAAACUUGAUCGAGAUAAAGAUAAAAGCAGGUUUCCGCUCAAAUUUAUGUGAGCGAAGAGUUAAGUGUAUGUAAGAUUUCAAGAGCGUCGCAAAUUUUCGCAACGCGAUAGAUUUAUGUGAAAGCUGAUAAAGCGGGAGAAAUAAUAAUUUGCGAGAAAUAAUUCUCUGCGUCAAGGACUUUUCAAGUUUUGCAAAGACAAUUGCAAGUGUCGCAGAGUUGCAAAUAAAUUAGUUAAUAAUCUUCGUCAAGAAAUUUUCGUGAAUGCCACCGGCGACCAUUGAUCAUAUCGAGUAAAGUCAUGAUGGGAGAGGUGAUCCGUGUUUCUGGGAAAGCAUCGGACGUCCGUGACAUCCUGAAAGAAGCCAUGCUAUCGCAAAGGUUCGCCGAUGUGGCUCUCUGCUGUCCAGGAGGCCAGAGAUUCCUCGCGCAUCGUCUGGUCUUAUCAGCAGCUAGCCCCUAUCUUCAAGAAGUGUUGCUGGCGCACAGCAAAGUCACCGCUCAGUGCGAACCGAUCACGGUGAUCCUGGCCGAGACGGAGGCGCCGGAACUCGCCGCUCUCCUCGGCUUCAUCUACACUGGAAGCGUUACUAUUCCGCGAGUGCGGCUGAACGCGUUUCUGCAUGCCGCCGAAACUCUGCGCAUCCGGCUUCCGCCGGUGCCGGCGAUGACAAUCUGCGACGAACAGGAUUGCAAGCUGGAGGAUGUGAAAGAAGACGUGAAGAUCAGCUCCAAGUACCUACAGUGCGAUCGGUAUUCUUGGGGAAGGUCGGAAAGACCGCCCUACGAAGAUUCGCUCUACAGAAAGGACUCUUGCAUCAGGAUAUUCGCGACCGAUCACAACAGAGACAUUCUCAGAGACACCAGAAUGUUUCACGAAGUCAACAAUCCUGGCCCUUCGUUCGGUUCUAGGUGUCCCAGCGCGUGGCCAGUUGGUAAUUUCUCGCAUCAGGAUAGAGCGAUAGGUGAUCCUUCCACGGAAAAGGAUUGCAGCUCAAUAAUGCUUGCUGACAAAAACCUAGCGAUAAAUUCUAGUAGCGAAUCAUCCUUCCAUACGUAUCAACGAGAUGCCUGUUUUCCUGAAAGACCAUCCACGGAAGAAUACAGUGGGUUGGAAUCGUUAGAAAGAAUCAGGACAGGAUACGGGAGAUUGCAAGCAAAUUGCUCGACGGAAAAGCCGAUGGAUGGAAGCAUGGGAGAGUCGCGAGGCGAAUUUUGCGGAAGAACGCGUGACGAGUGCCCCUACCUGAGCGGGAUACCGUCGUCGUCCUUGCAGUGUCCCGCUAGUCGAACGAGGUCAUCCGAGAGGUUCGAUUACACCUCGCAGGUGACGGCGGGCGAGGAUCUCAGCUGCAGCGAAAGUUGUUGUAGGUGGAAAACCUCCCGCAAACACGUGGCCAAUCGUGUCACUGCAUCGCCGUGGCGCCAGAUCAUCAGGCCUCAUCAUUCACCGAGGAUGCCACGGUCGGCUGCCGUGCUACAACGUCAUGUCGAUGACGAAAUCCAAAAGAAGCCCCUGACUCCGGAACCAACGCGAUCCACAGUAAUAGCGAUCAGCCCGAAGGUCCAUUCUCCGAGAAGCGACGGGCAUUACGGUUUUGAAGUUUCUACCUGCGAAAUGAGCCUUAAUAGCGACUCGAGAUCACGGACCGAGAUAAUAAGUAGUCCUGAAACGAAGAUCCAAGAGACCUAUCGAUCUCCAGUUCCAUUCGCAUCCUCUAAUCAAAUCGCGCCACUUACAAACACACUGAGAAAUGACGAACCGUCCCUCCAGACUAAUAACACACUCACGCAGUUGCUGUCCGUCAGCAACGACAGCGUUAUCACGAAUACGAGUAGAAAUAACGAAUAUUCGACACACAUAGUGCCACACACGCCGACAAAACCCGAAUUGUCGCAUCCGAUCAGUAGACUGUGCGAUACGAUCGAAUCCGAUGAGAAGAAGGAAACGAAGAUAGAGAUAGAAAGCGCGGAGAAGAAUGACGAGGAGAGAAUUGCGAGGAUAUUUGUUAAUAGCGACGAUAACAACAACGACGAGGCAAUCGUCAGCACGGAAAUAGUGCGUGGACGAUCGGCCGACGAUCACAGGUGCGAUCAAUGUGGGAAGACCUUCGUCACGAGAGCAUCGCUCAAGACACAUAGCCGAACGCACUCCGGCGAGAAGCCGUUUCGCUGCGCCGAUUGCGGGAAGCAAUUCUCGCAGCUGCGCAAUUACAAGUACCAUCGCAGCGUGCAUGAGGGCACCCGGGAGUUUGCCGCCACUUGUCCGGAAUGCGGCAAAUACUUCAACGACCGUGGUUACCUGAGCUCGCACAUGAAGAUCCACCGGAACCGCAAGGAAUACGGCUGCGCGGAAUGCGGCAAGAGCUUCAACCAGCGAGUGGCCUACAAUAUGCACGUGCGUAUACACACGGGCGUAAAGCCGCACCAGUGCGAGCAAUGCGGCAAGGCGUUCUCGCGGAAGAUGCUGCUGAAACAGCACCUGAGAACCCAUUCCGGCGAGCGGCCGUACCAGUGCCAGGUCUGCCAGAAAGCGUUCGCUGAUCGCUCCAACAUGACCCUCCACACCAGACUGCACUCCGGCUUGAAACCCUACCAGUGUAACCUGUGCUCGAAAGCCUUCACCAAGAAGCACCAUCUGAAGACCCACCUCAAUUAUCACACCGGCACUAAGCCGUACACUUGCACGAACUGCGGCAGCAGAUUCUCGCAGAGUAGUAAUAUGAGGACCCAUUUUAAGAAGUGCAUCGUCAACAAUGCCGCUGGAGUGACCAAGUCCGGCGACGAAGCCGGUGUCGAAAGCAGCAUCACAUCGCAGGUGGCUCUAACUCCGCCCAACUCCGAUCAGGAGUCGAGCAUCCUAACGCCAAUCUCGAAGAGCGUUGCCGUGACGGAGAGCAACGCAUAGCGGUUUCUUCCGCUCGAAAGACAGACUCGUAUUUCGAAAGUGGGUGAAGUUGACGAAGAAUAAAGUGAAAACACUUGUGACCGCAUCGUUAUAAUGGUAGGUGUUUGACAGAAGAUAGUAUAUUUAGCAGAAGUGUUUGUCUUAAUAAAUUGACCGAAAAUAGACUGCGGACUUUCACACUUUUUGUAAGCUUGGUACACACGUUUGUAGAAUAAUUUCUACGCUGAAUCGAUUUAUUUGCAUUUCAGUCAAUAUUACAUCGAAAAGUGGUAGCAAAAUUUGCAUUGACUUAGUAUUAAAAAUAUGCAGUUUGUUUUCAGACAAUUUAAUAUUUAGCUAGUUGAAAUAAGAUUGGAAUAUCAGUGUUGUACAGUAGUCAUUGCAUUGUGCCUUCCAGUUCCUGUAUUUAUUGAACUAAUCUCAGUGUACAUACAGAACUCCCUGUUUUAAUCUAAUCUAAUAUUUAAAUAACUUAGAGUGAGAGAUUUGAUAUCAAAAAGGUAAUGUUAAAUCAAAAUAAAUACAUCAAAAAAUUGAAUGUCCCACGGAAGGCUUAUUUCUGUUCAAUUAAAUCCGUUUACCUUUUACCGCGUAAAAAGAUUACUCAUUCUAAAAUACUAUAUUUAUUUUCGCAAUCUUAUAAUUUGACAAAUGUCUAAUUAAAGUAAAAUAUUU